UUUAAUGUGAACUUCCCUCCUUGUUCCGUUAGUGUUUUCCUGGUGGAUCAUGCCUGGACCUACCGUGUGGACCACGCCAGGCUGCAGCUGGAGGAGAUCCCUGGACUGCUGCCCAGGAUGGCCUCCCUCAUGGGGGUGGACUUCCACGGUGAGGCUCCCGACCCGGACACAGUAGAGCUGGUGAUGGAGCGCAUGUGGAAGUACAACCAGACUUAUCACCUCUCUCAGGGGUCAGCGGAGGAGAAGGUUCCAGUGUGGUACGUCAUGGAUGAGUUUGGCUCUCAGGUGCAACACUCGGACCAGCCCAGCUGCUGCAUGGCUCCCUUCUUCUACGUUCAGGGCCAGCUGCCCUACACUGUGCUGUGGCCCCUGCAGGACCUGCAGGAAGGAGAUGAGGUGACCCGUGAUUAUACAUACGGAGAGACAAACCCACUGGUGAGACGAUGCCGUCUGUUACCAUGGAUACCUGCUGAUCUAGAAGAUGUCAGCAGCAGCACUGCCGAGCCUCCGGACUCAUACUACGAGAACAUCGCACGGGAAAACAAGGAGCAGCUUCCUGUGGAAGUCCAACACUUCACUGUUCCCAAGGAUAAAAUCCUCAAGGUUUAUUCCGAAAUGUCUCAAGUAACAAACAACCUGACGCACCCUCGCUUCCAGCUGACCGAGGAUGAGGAGGAGGCUGACAUCAUCUGGAGCUAUAAUCACAUCAAAGACUACCGGAAACUGAGUGAGGAGCGACCUCAUGUCAUGCUGAACCAGUUUCCCUGUGAGAGCAUUAUCACAGUGAAGGACUGUCUGGCUGCCGUGGCUCGCAGGGUGAAAGGUGGCCCAGCACCGGACUGGCUCCCAGAGACCUUCAACCUGCAGACAGAGCUGCCGCAGUUCAUCAAGAAUUAUCAGCUGAGACAGCAGAGGGAAGAAGACAACCACUGGAUCUGUAAACCCUGGAACCUGGCUCGUGGACUGGACACACACAUCACCAACAGUCUGGACUACAUAAUCAGACAGAGGGAGAGUACGCCAAAGGUGGUGUGUAAGUAUCUUGAAGAUCCGGUUCUGUUUAGCAGAGAGGAAGUGGGACUGGUGAAGUUUGACAUUCGCUACAUGCUGAUGCUGCGUUCUGUCCAGCCUCUGCGUCUCUAUGCCUACAAUGUCUUCUGGUUGCGCUUUGCAAAUAGACCUUUCUCCUUGGACCAUUUGGAUGAUUACCAAAAGCACUUCACUGUCAUGAACUAUGCAGAGGGGGUGGAGCUUAAGCAGGUGCACUACGAUGAGUUCAUCCCUAUGUUUGAGGAGCAGUACCCGCAGUACCCAUGGAAAGAAGUGGAAGCAGACUUGUUUAAAGCUUUCAAGGAGCUCUUCCAAGCAGCCUCGUCUCGACCGGCUCCCUGUGGGAUUUGUCCCUACCCAGCGUCCCGGGCGAUCUACGCUGUGGACCUCAUGCUGAAGUGGAGUGCAGGACCAAAUGGUGAGCGGGUCAUGCAGCCUCAGAUCCUGGAGUUGAACUUCAGCCCGGACUGCGCCCGGGCCUGCCUCUACCACCCCUCCUUCUACAACCACAUGUUUCAGACGCUGUUCCUGGAUCAGCCCGAGGACUGUCCAGUCACACAGAUCGUAUGAUGAACCCAGCAGCACUUUUAUAUCGAGAGACGUUCAGCUGCCUUUUUGGUCAGUACUUGACUAGUUUUUCUGUUUCUUCGUGUCAUUUUGCCGUCUACUUUACGCUGUAGGAGGAUUAUGACUUUUCUCAUCAUUCCGCUUGUUCUCAGAAUUGCAAGUGAUUCAGACAAAACACUUCUGUACAAAAGAGCAACAAUAAAAACACUGUGGGACAAACAA
This is a messenger RNA of Stegastes partitus (bicolor damselfish), 1839 nucleotides long. Its product is annotated as tubulin--tyrosine ligase-like protein 12. The annotation marks the transcript as partial. Lineage: Eukaryota; Metazoa; Chordata; Actinopteri; Pomacentridae. Gene Ontology annotation, biological process: protein modification process. Gene Ontology annotation, cellular component: cytoplasm. The record is from RefSeq and is a predicted model, not a curated record. The transcript has 12 exons.